ACCAUGGGACUUUUGACAUGCAUUGGCAUGGUUGUGGGAGCAGGAGGAGCAGUAGCCAGUGCUCCUUUUGUGCUGGGGGCUGUAGGGUUCACUUCAGUUGGGAUAGCAGCUGGAUCCUAUGCCGCAAGUAUGAUGUCGGCUGCAGCUAUAGCCAAUGGAGGAGGAGUGGCAGCAGGGAGUCUGGUGGCUCUUCUGCAGGCAGCAGGUAUGGCUGGUCUGCCAGCUGCUGCCACUGCAGUCGUGGCAGAGGCUGGAGGGACUGUGGGUGCUCUGGUGGUUGCUGCUCUCAUCUGAGACAUGACCAAGAUCAAGAAGGAAUAACACACGUGGAAAAAAUGUUACAAGUUUCUUCCAGUUGGCAGACAUAUAAUUAGUAAAAUAGAUGAGUUUACAAAGCCAACUACACUUUAAUAUUUGGUAA
Cololabis saira (Pacific saury) is the source of this 421-nucleotide messenger RNA. RefSeq names its product interferon alpha-inducible protein 27-like protein 2A. Bases 4 to 294 code for a protein of 96 amino acids. The transcript has 4 exons. The record is from RefSeq and is a predicted model, not a curated record. Gene Ontology annotation, cellular component: mitochondrion; membrane. Gene Ontology annotation, biological process: apoptotic signaling pathway. Lineage: Eukaryota; Metazoa; Chordata; Actinopteri; Beloniformes; Belonidae.